AUGGAUAAUCAUAUGGAUAAGAACGAUGAGGACAAGAGGUCGUCAUCUCCGGAUUCUCAACAUCAAGUUAUAAUAAACAUGCCACAUGGUCGUGUUGUGUAUCUUCAAGAUGCGAAUUUGGGCGCCACAGAGACGGAGGCUUCUACACAACUUGACCUACAGGAGCAUCUUUCGAAUGCGGAUCGGAUGGAGAACAAUCGGGUGACUUCUGAGCUGGAUAAUGAGCCGAGCACGAGUGCUCAAUCCACAGUUAAGCGCCAGAAAUCGGAAGAGGAUCAGAGUAUCCAGACCAAGACAGGGAUUUUAAAAAUGCCGGGAUCCCCUAAGCAGUUACAUAAUGUACUGGAAGUAAUCUGUCGCUUCUCACGCGAUAUCCCUAAUGCAAUGGAGGGACGGGAGCAACCCCAACCGGCAGUGAUUGUCCAAAUACCACAAUAUCGCGAACUGGGAACCCAGACCGCUGAGUUGCCAUCCCGGUCGCAGCGAUUGCGUUUGGAUCUGACCGACCUGAGACCAGAUCCAAAUCCACCGCCCUGCGAACGCACGCAUCACACAUUCACGAUCAGUGGCAACAAUCUGCCGGGCAAUCCUCGCCAGCUUCGUCAAACGAUCUGCGCGCGAAUUGGACGCUCCAUCUGUGAUUUUGUGGCAGCCUUUUGUCUUUGUCUGCAGGUGAACAAGGAUUGUGUCUUCUGUCUGGGAUUCUUUGUGGCCUUUGUGAUCAGUGCCAGCUUUCUGACUGCCUUCUUCUACCGCACCCUCAGCUUCUCCUCGUCGCCGGUGCGAGUGGUUGCCAAUCCGGUGAGCGGCACCAUGCGCUAUGAACUUGCCACGCUGCGAUUCAACGGAGGGUACUACUACAUCUAUAAUAGCAGCCAACAAAAGUUUCUCUAAUCUAA
This is a messenger RNA of Drosophila simulans, 899 nucleotides long. RefSeq lists its product as uncharacterized. Bases 1 to 894 code for a protein of 297 amino acids. The record is from RefSeq and is a predicted model, not a curated record. Lineage: Eukaryota; Metazoa; Arthropoda; Insecta; Diptera; Drosophilidae. The transcript has a single exon.